Messenger RNA from Paramecium sonneborni, 648 nucleotides. NCBI's taxonomy places the organism in Eukaryota, Ciliophora, Oligohymenophorea, Peniculida, Parameciidae. The record is from the annotation of a GenBank genome assembly.
AUGGCUGAUAAGUUUCUUUAAUUAUCAAAUAAUUAUAGCUAUCAAUACUCCAAAAAAACACAAAAAUUCAAUGAUUAUGCUUAAAUUUCACAGAGAUUCUAAACUGAUGUUUCACCUUAGCCUAAAUAAAUUAAUGUUACUUACAAUUCUCCUAGAAAAUUGAUGAAAACUACAUGUGCCUCUUUUUUUGACCAAUUUUAAAAAUUUCCAAGUCCUAAACUCACUGCUUACUAGACAUAUCUUUAAACCAUAUUAUAAAACAAGAAUGAAAUAUAAGCCAAAUAAAAUUAUUAGCCUUCCUUUACACUACAUAACAUUUAUGGAUAAAAAAUUAAUACUUAGAAAUAACCAAAGGAUGCAAAUAAACAAAUCUCAAACUAACAAUAAAAUAAGUCCCUUUGUAAAAUUUAGUUAAAAAAUCCGACCAAUUCUAAUUCAUAGUAUCAUUCUCCCCGCAAAACCAGAGUAUAGAUUAUAAAAAACUAAUCGAAAUUGAUUCAAAAUAUUAAAAUAGAACCUGUCUAAGAGAAAUCGGUCUAGUAAUAGCUUAAUACCAAAAUAUAAAAUAUUGAUAGUAAAAAAAUUUUAACUUUUGAUGAUAAUUUUGAUGAUGUUUAACCAUGGAAUACAUCAGAUUUAAACUAUUGA